Molecule: messenger RNA, 1296 nt
Organism: Cylas formicarius (sweet potato weevil)
Lineage: Eukaryota; Metazoa; Arthropoda; Insecta; Coleoptera; Brentidae
Product: sister chromatid cohesion protein DCC1
Exons: 3
Coding region: 84-1271 (395 amino acids)
Biological process (GO): maintenance of mitotic sister chromatid cohesion; mitotic sister chromatid cohesion
Cellular component (GO): chromosome, centromeric region; chromatin; Ctf18 RFC-like complex
Source: RefSeq, a predicted model, not a curated record
AAACUAGGCCACAGAAUGAAAGUAGGAGAUAUUGAUGGUUUUUUUGUUAUUUUAGGUUAUUGGAUUCGGUAAUUUUUUUUUAAAUGGAAUCAGAAAAUCCCCUCAGAAGGGAUCUGAACGAAAUCAACGAAAUUCUAAAACUUGCAAAAUUGAGGGAGCAAGAUGUAAUGCCCACAGCGCAAACGUUAUUUUUCGCCGACGACAGAAUUUACAACAAUGAAUACCGAUUGCUGGAACUGAAUCCAGAGCUAUUAAAAGCAAUCGAAGAAAAGCAGCCGCUUUGUAUCAAAGGGAGUCAUGAUGAAGAUGUGGUUAUUUGCUCAGAGAAUAUAACUUUUCAUGUUGUGGAAGCAGAAACGUCGAAUAGCUUGCUACUAGUAGAACCUCUUAAGUUCGCUGAAGAAAUUAAGAAAUCCUCAGAGCACUUUGUGCACAAAGUAGAAAUUGCAAGUAUAUUCCACAAUUAUUUGGAAGCCAUUGUCAGUAAACCUUAUUUAAGGAAACUGUACCAGUUGCUUAAUGAAACUGUUUAUAAAGGGCCAGAACGAGAGUAUGAAAUUGAUCAAACCAAGUUGUAUAGUUUGAGUGACUUAAAAGAAGUUAUUCAGGCUUCCAAUAUGGAGCUGCAGCAAGCUAUUGAGUCCAUGGAUACUGUGGUGAUAGAAGGCAAUGUGAGAGUUUUAGACUUUGAAUACCAUUUCCGAGUUCUCUCUUACAUGCUUAAAUUAAUAGACAGUAACUCGUGGCCUCUGGAUCAAAUUGAUUAUGAUGUAACUAUUGAAUCAUUAGCAGAAAUAGUGCCUACAGAAGUUGUUAGCGGUUUGUUUGAGAAAUACACUGAAGCAUCCAGAAAAUUAGACCAUGUUCAGCUCUAUCGUUACAAAGAAGAUAAAGUGUGUCAGUUUUUUGCUAAAGUUUUGUUGCGGGAGGCUGAUGGCUUUAAUUUAAACGAUUUUCUGCAAGCAUGGGGUGAAUCUGUGCCAGAAGGCAUGGUGCCAAAUGAGGAAAUGUUGUAUGGCAUUGCCAUAAUUGAUCGAAAAUCAAAUCCCAACAUUAUUUGGGCCUUGGAAGAAUCUAAUUUGCCAGAGGAUGUUACGGAAAGAUUUAACUAUUUAUUCGAUAUCAAAGAGAAAUGGAGUGUCCCUGAGAUCACCCCAUACAUCAGACGGCUAGCAACUGACAAAAUUGAUGUAAAUGCUUUACUUGCCAAACAUGCUAGAGCGUCCAGAGUAGAUGGAGUUAAGUAUUACUCUGCUAAACAUUUGAAAUAGUAAUAAAUGUAAAAAUAAAAAAAAC